This is a messenger RNA of Thamnophis elegans (Western terrestrial garter snake), 3197 nucleotides long. RefSeq names its product testicular acid phosphatase homolog. Gene Ontology annotation, molecular function: protein tyrosine phosphatase activity; acid phosphatase activity; receptor tyrosine kinase binding. Gene Ontology annotation, biological process: lysosome organization; regulation of neuronal synaptic plasticity; negative regulation of ERBB4 signaling pathway. The record is from RefSeq and is a predicted model, not a curated record. The transcript has 11 exons. NCBI's taxonomy places the organism in Eukaryota, Metazoa, Chordata, Lepidosauria, Squamata, Natricidae. Gene Ontology annotation, cellular component: lysosome; postsynaptic membrane. Bases 622 to 1803 code for a protein of 393 amino acids.
UACACUAUGUCACGGCACACUAGUGUGCCGCGGCACAGUGGUUGAAAAACACUGAUCUAGAAGACCUCCAACGUCCUUUCCAAUUCCAUUAUUCUCCUAUUGUUGACUUCCACCAAUUCUGGAAGUCAAAAGUCUACCUAUUUUAAAGUUGCUGAGUAUGAGAAACACGGCCACAAUGCAACCAUGCUCUAAAAUUUAUCUCUUAAUCCAGGAAAUCUGGAAAGGAAGGUGAAGAUUGUUGCAGGAUGUUAUGGCAUCCUCAAUAGGCAAAAACAGAAUAAGGGGUAAGGAUUUACCAAUGAGGACAACCAGAAAACACAGCCUCUGCUUGAUAAACUGGCCUAGAGGCAUUUCAGUCAAGUUGCAGGAAGCUGGUGUAUUACCUGCCACAAAACAACACCAAAACAGCUCUGACAGAACUCGUAAAGGAGUGUUCAGUUUGCAAAUGUCAAUAAUUACACAUCAACCUUCCUUAGGUUUUAAACAGGUUAAUUAUUAACUGUUACCAUCAGGCUGGACUGAUUUUUGGAAAACACAGUUUCCAAACACCCUUGCAAACUGCAGACCAAGCAGUUUGCCGACUCUUACUGAGAACAAGAAAAAUAUCCUAUUGGUUGCUACAUGAUUAGUAUGCUGGCACCAGUGAAACUUUGGCAAGCAGUUGUAAUUAGAAAAUCUGUGUGUUUCAGGCUAGCUUUUGAAAUACAGGUUUAUCGCCAUGGUGACCGAUCUCCCCUCAGCACCUACCCUACAGAUCCCCACAAAGCAGCAGCCUGGCCACAUGGUUUCCAGCAGCUGAGUGAGGUGGGCAUUUUGCAACAGAAGGCUCUGGGGAAAUUCCUCCGGGAGAGAUAUGCUGGAUUUUUGAGCCCUUCCUACAAACCACAAGAAAUCUACGUCCGCAGCACCGAUUAUGACCGCACCAUCAUGAGUGCCCAAGCCAACCUGAUGGGACUCUAUCCAAAUUCACAUCCAGAGAUUCCUUGGAAACCUGUUCCCAUCCACACUGUGCCUACUAAGUAUGACAAACUUUUAAAACCACCAACCAGAACCUGCCAACGAUAUCAACAAUUGAUGGAAGAGACUAUUCAUUUGCCAAGCUAUCAAGCUAAAUUGAGAGAAUGGAAGGGCUUUAUGGAAAAGAUGGCUAAUUAUACAGGGUUUAAAUCUGAGCAGCUGAGCCUGAGAGGCCUCUGGAAGGUGCAUGACACACUCUUCUGCCAGAAAACCCAUAACAUGACUUUGCCUAGCUGGGCUACACCGCAAGUUCUGGCAACUCUCUCGGAGAUAGAAGUGUUUAAUAUUGAAGCGCAUGUGGGGAUGCAUGCUGCCCAGGAGAAAGCUCGAUUCAUUGGAGGGUUGCUGCUGGGUGCUAUUUUGAGCAACUUUUCCAAAAUGGUGUGCCAGGAUCUGCCUCUUAAGAUGAUAAUGUAUUCUGCUCACGACAGCACCCUGAUUGCUCUGCAGGCAGCCCUCGGGGUUUACAGUGGCCGCCCACCACCCUAUGCAGCUUGUCAUGGAUUUGAAUUCUACCAAGAAAGUAACAACUCUUUCAGCGUUGCCAUGUUCUACCGCAACAGGAGUGACCAGAGGCCCCAUAUCCUACCUCUGCCUGGCUGCCCCACACCUUGCCCAUUGCCACUAUUCAUCCAUCUCACCCGUACAGCUGUCCCAGAGGACUGGGAUACCGAAUGCCAAAACCCUCAGAGCGGUCCAGGGCGUGCGGUGAUCGCCCUGGCUGCAGCAGUAGGUGUGCUGAGUGUGGCACUGCUUGGCAUGGGUGCCUUGUAUUGGAGGAGGUGAUAAUGAAGAUAAGCUGAAUUGGCAACCAUCCAAACCCCAUGGAGCAAGAAGCAAACUGCCUUUUUGUAUAUAUUUUUUUUAAUGUGGUGCAAUGCAGCCAUCUCAGCUAGCAUUCUAAUUGGGAGAAUGUGACAAAAGAGGGGAGCUGACAAAGACUUUGUGCCAGGCAGUUCCUCACCAACUACUUGGAGGUCAAUGCCAGCAGGAAAUUCAGCACAGGAUGUUACUAGGAAAAGGAAUGCAAAGCGCUUAGCUGAAAUGCCAGUGUUAAAUCUAUGGCACAACCGUGUUAGAUUUUAGCUCAUAAACUACAUGUCCUGCACUCAAAAUUCCUAGAUGCUUCCUCCUUUUAGCAGGUUUGAGUGUCCAACUCAAUUAAGGUUCACUGAAAUACACUGCAUCAGAUUGAUAUUGUCCCCACUUAUUUCUCCCCGUCACACCCAAUAUUCCAUAAGCUCUGCACUAAACACAGGGAUGGCUUCAUUAUGUCAUUCCUGUUCCCACUCAACGCUGCACUCAGUAGUUUGAGAAUGUUGCCUUGGCCAAAAGAUCCUGCAUUUUCAUGCCUUUAAUAGUUUCUUACCACCCAGCAGGAAAGCUGGAUUUUUUACUUUACAUAACAUGCAUACUACAAUAGAAGGAAAAUUUUAUUUAGUAGUUUUGGGGUUAAUUUCAGUACUAUUUCAGUACUGAGUUACCAGAUUCACAGAACAUACUGUAUAGGACACGACUGUUAAGCUAAAGUGCAAAACCCAGUUAACUGUUGCACUACACCCAAUGCUGCAAAGGUAAGCCGGUUUCACCCACCUAUUCAAGGAACAAGUUUCCUAUCAAGAAAGAAGGCAUCCUGGGGGGAAGGGAACCCCAAACCCAUUUCAAAGAUCAUGUUCUUGGGGUCCACCUGACAUAAGGCAAGUUUAGAAAGCAAAGGGAAACAGAGCAGUUCAAUGGCAGGACUACCCACUAGUGCAGUGGUUCCCAAACUUGGCAACUUUAAGACUUGUGGACUUCAACUCCUAGAAUUCUCCAGCCAGCAGAGCUCUUAAAGUCUUAAAGUUGCCAAGUUUGGGAACCACUGCACUAGUGGUAUAGCAUAGCUAAUUUUGACAUCAAUGAACCAAAGGCAGCUGCUACUUUCCCAUUACUGAAGGACAUCAUUAUGGAUACCUCAUUCAUACAUUUAGUCUUUCAAUAGGAAUAACCACCUCUUUUAUUUAAGGUCAAUAAGCUUGCUGCAAACAAGCUUAUUGCAGACAAGCUGCAUGAAAAAUGUACUUUAGUUAUUUCAUUUGUGACUAAUGCUUGCAGGUGCCAUGAACUCCCAAGAGAUGGCUAUAUUGUCUCGCCUGGGAUCUCUAAGGGAACACAAAUCCAUGAAUACAGGGAACCGGAAA